UUCACACACACACACACACACACACAAAGGAGGAGUUCUCGCUCCUCAGGAAACCCUGCAAGCUCGGAUCGCUACUACAAAAACAUUUGUCUCAGUGGAUUAUCCUCACUGUCAGCAGGAGCCCAGCCAGAAUGAAACUAGUUCACGUAGCCCUGCUCUAUCUCGGCUCCGUGACCUUCUUCGGGGUGGAUGCUGCAAGGGUGGACGUAGCGACAGAGUUCAAAAGAAAAUGGACGAAAUGGGCACUAAGCCGAGCCAAGAGGGACGUGAAGCCUGCGGGCUUGCUCCGAGGGCUGGGGGCAGCCGCCGACGUGCUGCCUCUCAUCCGCACCCAGGACGUGAAGGAGGAUUCCCGAGUCUCGCCUCCCAGCAACCGGGAGGAUGCUCACAUCCGCGUCAAGCGCUACCGCCAGAGCAUUAACAGAUUCCCCCACUUCCAAACAAAGGCGUGCCGCUUCGGGACGUGCACGGUGCAUUGGCUGGUCGACGAGCUCCACAGGGCGGCCGUCAACGACAGGAACGAUGCCGCCCCCCCAAACAAGAUCAGCCCCCAGGGCUACGGCCGCCGGCGGCGUUCCCUGCCCGAGCCCCGCAGCCCAGCGCGCUCCCCCAGCUCCGGGCGGCGCCCACGGACGCGCCGGGCGCAGCCCCUCGCCGCCUUCCUCGGAGUCUGAAGCGCCGCAGGAGCC
Molecule: messenger RNA, 689 nt
Organism: Melospiza melodia melodia
Lineage: Eukaryota; Metazoa; Chordata; Aves; Passeriformes; Passerellidae
Gene: ADM
Product: adrenomedullin
Exons: 4
Coding region: 132-674 (180 amino acids)
Biological process (GO): adenylate cyclase-activating G protein-coupled receptor signaling pathway; regulation of systemic arterial blood pressure; positive regulation of heart rate
Cellular component (GO): extracellular region
Molecular function (GO): adrenomedullin receptor binding; hormone activity
Source: RefSeq, a predicted model, not a curated record